Molecule: messenger RNA, 426 nt
Organism: Drosophila bipectinata
Lineage: Eukaryota; Metazoa; Arthropoda; Insecta; Diptera; Drosophilidae
Product: drosomycin-like
Source: RefSeq, a predicted model, not a curated record
CUUUUUUAAAAAACCUCACUCAUAUAUAAGGUCUUCCAAGAUGAGCUUAUUUUUAUUCAAAUAGGAGUCUUUGAACCAAGAACAAGAUGGUGCAAAUCAAGUUUCUAUAUUUUCUGUUUGCCGUAUUGGCACUCGUUGUCCUGGGCGGCAACGUAGCCAAGGCUGAUUGCCGUUCCGAAAAAUACACAGGCCCUUGCGCUGGCUAUAAUAAUGGUCUGUGCAUGCGGCUCUGCAGGGAGGAAGGACGGAAAGCUGGAUACUGCAGUCCCAAACUCGCGUGCUGGUGCGAAGGAUGCUAAAAUUGAACUUUCAAAUUGCACGUUAAUAAUUAAAAAUACAUCCAUAGAGAACGUUGUAAAAUAUAUUAAAUACACGCCUCAUCACGAAAAAAUACAUCAAUAAAUACAUCACGAUUUUGAUACAGAA